AGAAAAAAAAAAAAGAAAAUAUAAGCGUUUCAGACUGAUUUCUUGUUAAUCUCUCUCCUCUCUCUCUCAGAGAAUGUGAAGUGGAUUGAAAAUGGGGUUUGCUUUUCAUGGAGGGGCAUCGCUUCCAAGGCAAGCAAGAAAAGACUAAAAACCCUAAAAGCUGGAUUGACUGACUGACUGACUAUGUUCUUCGCUCUCUCUCUUUAUAAUGAUCAAUUUCUUGUCAAAAUUAUCGGUUUUCUGGAGAAUGCCGUACUGAUUUAUCCGAGGUGAUGAUGAUUCUUCUUUGAUUAGGUGGAACAGAGUUUGCAUUCGUCAGGUUUUAGUGCAGAGCAAAAUUUGAGCUGCAUGGCGUCGAGGCAAGGCUCUAAAUCCAAGAAAUCGACUUUGAGUGUAAAUAAAGCUGUCAAUUCUCCUUCUUCUUCUACUACUUCUUCUUCCAGACAGUUUCUCGAGACCUCGCUUGAAGGUCAGAGUUCUCCUGCUUCCUCAACGUCUCGAAGUAAACGGCAGUAUUUCUACUCCGAGAGUGUGCCACUGGAUGUUGAGAGAUCCAAAGAGAAUGUUACAGUCACGGUCCGGUUUCGUCCUCUCAACCCGAGGGAGAUUCGUCAAGGAGAGGAGGUUGCAUGGUAUGCUGAUGGAGAAACUAUUGUGCGGAAUGAACACAAUCCUUCGAUCGCAUAUGCAUAUGAUAGAGUAUUUGGCCCUACAACCACAACUAGGCAUAUUUAUGAUGUGGCGGCACAACAUGUUGUUAGCGGUGCCAUGGAGGGCAUCAAUGGCACAAUUUUUGCAUAUGGUGUGACCAGCAGUGGCAAGACUCAUACAAUGCAUGGUGAUCAAAGGUCUCCUGGAAUCAUACCAUUGGCUGUGAAGGAUGCAUUUAGUAUCAUUCAAGAGACUCCAAAUAGGGAAUUUCUUCUUCGUGUCUCAUAUUUGGAGAUUUACAAUGAGGUUGUUAAUGACUUGUUGAAUCCAGCAGGGCAGAACCUAAGAAUAAGAGAGGACCUUCAGGGAACCUACGUUGAAGGGAUAAAGGAAGAAGUUGUAUUAUCCCCUGCACAUGCCCUGUCACUUAUAGCAGCUGGCGAAGAGCAUAGACAUGUGGGAUCCACGAAUUUUAAUUUAUUCAGCAGCAGAAGCCAUACUAUAUUCACACUGACAAUAGAGAGUAGCCCGUGUGGUGAAAACAGUGAAGGGGAAGCAGUAAGCUUGUCACAAUUGAACCUCAUCGAUCUGGCAGGUUCUGAGAGUUCCAGGGCUGAAACUACUGGUGUGCGGAGAAAAGAAGGAUCAUACAUCAAUAAAAGCUUGCUGACACUAGGAACUGUGAUAUCAAAAUUAACAGAUGGAAAGGCCACUCAUAUACCUUAUAGGGAUUCUAAACUUACAAGGCUCCUUCAGUCAUCUUUAAGUGGUCAUGGGCGUGUAUCUCUUAUUUGCACUGUUACUCCUUCAUCAAGUAAUUCAGAAGAAACACAUAACACAUUGAAGUUUGCCCAUCGUGCAAAACACAUUGAAAUUCAAGCAUCACAAAACAAGAUAAUUGAUGAGAAAUCACUCAUCAAGAAAUACCAAAACGAGAUUCGUUGUUUAAAGGAAGAGUUGGAGCAACUAAAAAGGGGUAUCAUUACUGUACCACCAUUGAAAGAUGUCAAGGAUGAUGAUAUUGUGCUUCUUAGACAGCAGUUAGAAGAUGAUCAAGUCAAGCUGCAAUCAAGAUUGGAGCAAGAAGAAGAAGCUAAAGCUGCUCUCUUAAGUAGGAUACAGCGUUUGACAAAAUUAAUUUUAGUUUCCACAAAGGCUACACAAUCUUCAAGGUUCCCUCAACGCCCUGGUCCCAGGAGAAGACAUUCUUUUGGAGAAGAAGAGCUUGCAUAUCUUCCCCACAAAAGGAGAGACUUGAUCGUGGAUGAUGAAAACAUCGACUUGUAUGUUUCUACAGAAGCCAAUGGUGAAGCCACGGAUGAUUCUUUUAAGGAGGGAAAAAAGAACCGAAAGCAUGGACUGCUAAAUUGGUUCAAGUUGCGGCAGAAACGAGAUAAUGGCUUCGCCACAUUGACAAGCACAGAUGGUGAUAAAUCAAGUGGGACGAAAUCAAUUACUGCACCUUCAACUCCUCGGGCAGAAAGCAUUAGUUGUCCCACAGAACAUAGAAUUUCUAAUUCUUUAAUUACUGAAAGUACUCAUGCUGAUAUUUUGUUGGAGGCUGGACAAGAUAGAGAAGUUUGUAAUGUUACUUUUUCUGGACAAGAGACACUUCUGACCAGCAUAAAAACAAUGGACCAGAUUGAUCUAUUAAGAGAACAACAAAAGAUCUUGUCUGGAGAGGUGGCACUUCACCAAAGUGCCUUAAAACGCUUAUCAGAAGAGGCUUCUAACAACCCUAAGAAGGAACAGAUCCAUGUGGAUAUGCAAAAGCUAAAUGAUGAAAUCAAGGUGAAGAACCAACAAAUAGCUUCCCUUGAAAAGCAGAUAGCUGUUUCCAUCAUGGCAUCUCAAAACAAGAUGGACACCUUGGAGCUGUCACAGUCUUUUGCUGAAGUGGUGGCUCAAUUGAAUGAGAAGUCCUUUGAACUUGAGGUGAAGGUUGCAGAUAACAGGAUAAUUCAAGAGCAGCUUAAUCAGAAGAUCUGUGAGUGUGAAGGAUUACAGGAAACAAUUGCUUCCUUGAGACAACAGCUGUCUGAAGCAUUGGAGCCAAGGAAUUCCAGUCCAGUGACAGCACAUUCACAACAUUAUGCUGAAGGGAGAAGCUUCCAAGAAGAAUUUGGUCUAAAAAAAAUAAAUGCAGUUUUGAGAGAUGCUAAAGAAGACUUGCUGCUACAGUCACAGGCAAACGAAGCUGAAGAACUGAAGAAGAAAGUGGCUGAAUUAACAGAAACGAAGGAACAACUUGAAAUCAGAAACCAGAAGCUGGCAGAAGAGAGCUCCUAUGCCAAAGGGUUGGCAUCUGCUGCAGCCGUGGAGCUAAAGGCGUUAACAGAAGAAGUUGCCAAGCUCAUGAACCAUAAUGAAAGACUAACUGCUGACUUGACUGCACUGAAAAAUUCCCCUGCCCAGCGGAAAUCCACUGGCGCGGCUCAAAAUGGAAAAAGGAAUGUGCAUAUCAAGAGACAUGAUCAAGGGGGAUCAACCGCUGACAUCAAGAGAGAACUUGCCAUGAGUCGAGAGAGAGAAUUGUCAUAUGAAGCUGCUCUAAUGGAAAAGGAUCGAAAAGAGGCAGAGCUUCAGAAGAAGGUAGAGGAGUCCAAACAAAGAGAAGCUUAUCUCGAAAAUGAACUUGCAAACAUGUGGGUUAUGGUGGCAAAGCUGAAAAAAUCCUAUGGAGUGGAGAAUGAUGAGCAUACAUCUUUGAAUGAUUCAACAGCUCCGACAAGAUUAAAAUAAAAGAUUGUUUCAGUACCAUGUGUAAGUGAAGAAGAAAAAGAGAAAAAGAGAAAAAGAAAAGGGAAAAACUAGAAAGUUUCUCUGAUUGCAAAUUGUGGUUAUUCCGUUUUAAUACAUCUCUCCAGCUAUUUUUGUAAUGUUGGGCGGCUCUAUUUUUAAGGUGAUUCUUUCGCUCUCA
Messenger RNA from Nelumbo nucifera (sacred lotus), 3571 nucleotides. Its product is annotated as kinesin-like protein KIN-7K, chloroplastic. The record is from RefSeq and is a predicted model, not a curated record. Lineage: Eukaryota; Viridiplantae; Streptophyta; Magnoliopsida; Proteales; Nelumbonaceae. Gene Ontology annotation, molecular function: ATP binding; nucleic acid binding; microtubule motor activity. Gene Ontology annotation, biological process: microtubule-based movement.